Molecule: messenger RNA, 1126 nt
Organism: Gordionus sp. m RMFG-2023
Lineage: Eukaryota; Metazoa; Nematomorpha; Gordioida; Chordodea; Parachordodidae
Product: tyrosine 3-monooxygenase-like
Exons: 10
Coding region: 1-1017 (338 amino acids)
Biological process (GO): dopamine biosynthetic process from tyrosine
Cellular component (GO): axon; cytoplasm; perikaryon
Molecular function (GO): iron ion binding; tyrosine 3-monooxygenase activity
Source: RefSeq, a predicted model, not a curated record
AUGGUUAAAAGGCUCAAAAUUAAUGAAGAUAUAUGGAUACCGAAGCAUAUAUCGGAUUUAGACUUGUGCAAUCACAUCUUGGUAAAAUUCGAGCCAGAACUACAUUGCUCACAUCCGGGCUUUGCUGAUAAAGAAUACAGAAAAAGGAGGGCCAGUAUCGUUAAAAUGGCAUUCGAUUAUAAAUUCAUGGAUGGUCCCAUACCUAGGAUUCAAUAUACACCGGAAGAAACAAAAACAUGGUCACUCAUAUACAAAAAAUGCAAAGAUUUACACAUGCAUUACGCUUGUGAAGAAUACAAUAGACUCUUUGAAUUAUUAGAAAAUGAAGGCAUUUUUCUACCAACAGUUGUCCCUCAAUUAGAGGAUCUCUCCAAUUUUUUGAAAAGAAAAUCGGGAUUUCAAUUGCGGCCAGCGGCUGGCUUACUAACGGCCAGAGAUUUUCUUGCUAGUUUAGCUUUCAGAGUCUUUCAGGCCACUCAAUACAUGAGGCACACCUCUAUGCCAUGGCACACUCCUGAACCUGACGUAAUUCACGAAAUUCUAGGCCAUAUUCCUAUGUUAGCAGAUCCUGAAUUUGCCCAACUAUCUCAGGAAUUAGGAUUAGCUUCUUUAGGUGCUAGCGAGGAAGAAAUUGAUAAAUUGGCUACCCUUUAUUGGUUUUCGGUGGAAUAUGGUUUAUGCAAAGAAAAUGGAAAAAUUAAAGCUUACGGAGCUGGAUUGAUGUCAUCUUUUGGAGAAUUAGAACAUUCCAUAUCUAAUAAUCCCAAACUGCUUCCCUUUGAACCAGAAAAAAUUGCUAUUCAACCAUACCAGGACAUAACUUAUCAAGAUAUUUAUUUUGUUGCGGAAAGUUUUAAAGAUUCUAUAGACCAAAUAUUGAAAUAUACAAUGAAAUUUCAAAGACCUUUCGAAGUUGCUUAUAACCCGUUCACUCAGUGCAUCAUAAAGGUGGGCAACGUAAAGUUGUUAUCCGAUCGGUUAAAUUACGAGUCAAACAAGUUUGGUUCCUGGGCUUAACAAAUUGCCUCUGAUAUAAAUCUCACCAAACAUCUCUAAAUUCAUUAUUUUGUAUUCUUAAAUUAAAAUCCGUAGAAUAUGACAUCAGAAUAUUUAUUAUAACCCUAAA